AUGCAACAAGCUAAUCAAGCUUGUAGGGACAUCACAAAUGAACAAUCUUUUGAAGCGGCUAUUAAUAUUUUUGCUGAUGUACCAUGCGCCGUUUGUAAAAGAAGCCUUUAUCCUCAACAGCGUUCCAAUUUACGAGCAAAUAUGUAUAGUAUACUAUUACCUGAAGAACUGGUUGCUUUAGGUACAAUAACUACGUGCUCUCGAUGUAGCAAUAAUAUUAGGAAAAGAAAAAUUCCAACAACUGCAUAUUGGAAUAAAAUGAUGCCCGCAGAAGUACCGCCUGAAUUAGUCAAUUUGACGAGCGUUGAAGAACGAUUUUUAAGCCGCAUCGUACCGUUUUUAAAGAUUGUAAAACUUAAUAACCGGUUCAGUCAAAAUUGGUGUAAAGGGCAGGUCAUUCUAUUUGCAAAGGAUGUUGUGGAAAUUGCUGAACAGUUACCACUGACACCAAAUCAAGCUGGUUUAGUUUUGGUAGUGGAAAGUCUCGAGAACCUUUCAUGUUCUAAAGAAUUCGUCGUGGAUAUGCAAAGACUGAAUCGAGCAUUAACUUGGUUAAUUUCCAAUAACCAUCUUUACAGCGAUGUUCAGGUACAUUUUGAAACUACUUUAAAUAUUCCUCAUAUAUUACAAAUAGCUGAAAAUUCUAUUCCUGAACAGGAUGGCGUUGCUUCUGAAACUUUAUCACAACAUUAUAUCACUUUAAAUGACAACAAGGCAAUAUUACGCGGAUCAUUUAAUCAAGGUGAUUUACGAUUUAAUUUAUCUCGGGGUAAGCAAUGUACUGGGAUAGCGGCUGUUGCUUGUGCAGCAUUUAGUGUAUUAGAUCCAAACAAGUGGGCCAAAAGUGAUAUUGAUUAUAUUGUAAUUAUUGGCGAUAAAUACUAUAAUGACUGCAUCGCUGCUAGAGAUAAUCCUGCGCCCGGCGAAGUAAAUCCUGAGUACCUUGCUGUUUCAGAUCUUAGUCCAAGACUUAUAUAUAAUAGACAAAAUUUAGUGAUCACAGUACUUGAGGAAACCAAUCAUAAUGGCCACAUAGACAAUGAUAAUACUUCCGAUGGAUUUCCUAAUUUAAAAAAUGCAUUAUUAAGUUUUUUCAGAGAACACUCCAAUGGGAUACUUACAGCAAACGCCAUAUCGAUAGCAGUGCAUUGCAGAACUUUAGGUGACAAUCAAACUUACUUUUUGUUUGAUUCCCAUGCAAGGGGUCCCAAGGGGGCUUCCGCUCCCAUAAAUGGUACCGCUUGUUGCAUGCGAUUUAGUGAACUGGAUGAUUUGCAUGCUAUUUUACGUCGCAAUUUAUUUGUGUCGCCAAAAAAAGUGCCAGAAGGAAACUUUCGAGAUAAUCUUAAUGUAUUCUCGUUAACAUCAUUAGUUAUAGCUCGAGACUCCCAAAGACAAACAAUUACGCCAAUAUUGGAACAAUCGUCAAGGUUAGAGAGUCCAACAUUUACACCAAACUAUUCCCUCCAACCAAUAAUACAAACAAGUAAUAUCCUCCAAACAACAACACAAGUCAUUCAGUCUAUCCAAAAAACAGUUCCGGUAAAAUCAACCCAUUUUCAGUUGCCAUUACCAGUCCAUAACUCCUUAAGCACCAUUUAUAUCGAAUCAACAGGUAUGCUCCAAAAUAUAGACGAUAACGUACCUAAUUUAGAAAAUGUUGUUAAUAUGAAUAGCUCUUCAACCGAUGAUACAAUGAGAUUGGCCGCAAUCACAAGGAAAACUGCACCUCCCUUGAAUUUGGAACGUGAACGCCGUAUGGAGGAAUUAUGUUGGCUGCGACAAGGUCAUGGAGAGCAAACACCACAGGGACUUGUAGAUAAUAUGCAUCUCACUAUGAGAAAUAUUCGAGGAUCGGCAUCAUAUUGGCAGAAAUGUUGCUCUGAAUUGAUUGCCAUGGUUAGAACUUUAGGGCCUCCCACAUGGUUUUUAACAUUUUCCUGCAAUGAUUUAAAUUGGCCAGACAUGAUAAAAGCCUUGCUUAUCGCUGAUGGACGUGAUAUCGAUGACGUCGAUCGCCUGUCAUUCCCGGAGCGCUUGAACCUAGUGCAAAAACAUCCGGUAGUGUUAGCACGACAGUUCACAGUACGUGUUAACGCUCUCAUGCGAUUCUUAAAGAGAAAUAAAGAUUGCUUGGGUGGUCUUAUUGAAGAUUUUUGGUACCGAGUGGAGUUUCAAAACCGCGGUAGCCCACAUCUGCAUAUGUUAGUCUGGUGUAGUAAUGUUCCGAAUUUCACCACUCCAGAAGAAGUUGCUGUAAUUGAAAGGGUGGUUUCAUGUUCAUUAACUCCUAAUGACCUUGUGUUGCGCAAAUUAGUUGAGGAUUUACAGAUUCAUAAACACACUGCGACAUGCAAAAAAAAUUGCCAAACUGCUGGUUGUCGAUUUGAUUUUCCAAAGCCAGCAAGUGUUAACACCGUUUGUCUUGGACCAGAUGAAGCACUUGCUAACAAUGGACGAUUUUGUAUAUUGAAACGAACCUCAAAUGAAACCAUCGUAAACAAUUACAAUGCAGUUCUUUUAAAUCUAUGGAAGGGAAAUAUUGACGUGCAACCGUGUGGUAAUGUCACCGCUGUGGCCUACUACGUCGCAAAAUAUGCCAGUAAAUGCGAACCACAUGACACAGGUGAUGUAAUUCGAGAAGCUAUUUCGAAUGCUAAGAGACAAGGUGGUGAUGUUUGGAAACAAUUGUUUUCAAUAUCAAUGACUAUUUUAAAUAAACGCUUGGUGAGUGCGCCCGAAUGCGCUUACAGAUUAUGCCAUUUGCCAUUGAAAAUGUCGUCGCGAAAGACUGUUUUUGUGAAUAGUUGCAGGCCGGAGGAAUGUUACAGACUCCUGAGAUUUGAUAGUGAUGAAACCAGUAUUUACAAUAAUAUUUUUGAUCGUUAUGUAUUACGCCCAAACGAGCUGGAGAAUUUAAGCCUUGCGGAAUUUGCCGUCCGUUUUGAAACCGUCUCUAACACGACAUGGUCAGAGGACAAUGGGGAUGCGGAACUGAGAGACGAAGAUAUUACGCCAGAGAGGUAUAUCAGAUUGCAGGACAAUACGAGAUUGCGUGUAAGAAAUAGACCGGCAGUGUUACGUACCCGCUAUUAUACAAUUAAUAGUGACAAAGAAGCAUAUUAUUACAGUUUAUUAGUAUGCCAUAUAGCAUUUCGUAAUGAAGGCGAAUUACUUUUCGAAAAUGAAACCGCUGAAGACUGUUUUAUAAGACGAAAAGGGGAUCUUCGCCCGUUGCAGGGUGACAUCAGUUCAGAACAAAUUGGUCAUGCCGAAUUAAUUAUUCAACAAGCUGUUGCGCAAGCUACCGCGCUUAAUGCUGCGCGUGAAACCGAUAUAGGCAAUGCUUCCAUGUUAUGUGUUGGUGAAAAAAUUUUAUAUGACGAUGAUAACUUUUGUGAAGACAUGGAAGAACGAGCCGUCAUAUCAGAUGAAUUGUUCCUAGGAAGCAUUCGAGGAUUAAAUAUCCAACAGAAGGAAUUAUUUCAGAAAGUUUCAACGGCAAUCGAAAACGAUUUGCAUGGACAAGAAAGCCAGCUGUUACUUUUUAUCACGGGCGGUGCAGGCAGUGGUAAAUCAUUUCUGCUGAAAUUAAUCGUGGAGCACAUUAAGCGUUGUUACGCACCAACAGUAGAUAUACUGCUGAAGCCUAAAUUUGUGGAAGUUGGGUCGUUAACCGGGGUUGCCGCUCGUCAAAUUUUUGGCAAAACGCUACAUAGUAUUUUCUUGCUUCCGAUUGAAAAAAAAAUUCUAUGA
This is a messenger RNA of Parnassius apollo (apollo), 3756 nucleotides long. The record is from the annotation of a GenBank genome assembly. Lineage: Eukaryota; Metazoa; Arthropoda; Insecta; Lepidoptera; Papilionidae.